This is a messenger RNA of Lepisosteus oculatus (spotted gar), 4530 nucleotides long. It is a transcript of the gene hpse2, whose product is annotated as heparanase 2. Gene Ontology annotation, cellular component: extracellular matrix; membrane. The record is from RefSeq and is a predicted model, not a curated record. NCBI's taxonomy places the organism in Eukaryota, Metazoa, Chordata, Actinopteri, Semionotiformes, Lepisosteidae. Gene Ontology annotation, molecular function: hydrolase activity, acting on glycosyl bonds. Gene Ontology annotation, biological process: extracellular matrix organization.
AGACGUCAGCGUGGUGCUGCACUCCACGGCUGAACGUCUUGAACGACAGCAGAUAUCGUCUUGUGUCUGGUGUACAUUGUAUGUUUUACCUGACCACCUAGUAACAUGAAAUUACGUUGAGGAAGACUCUUCUAUUAUGGAAUGCUGAAGGCUCGGAAAAAGGAGAAAUCAGAUAUCAUCCGUUGUACCAGAUUAGAAAUUGCGUUGCUUUUUGGAAUCGGUGACUAUUUUGAGAAUCUGCUAUUGCCAUUUAAUCGACUGGUUUUGAAGACAGACGAGUAAGUGAAACUGGGGUGAAAUGAAUGACAGGGGAAGGUGGCUUCCUGUUUUGAAUAGUACAGCUUCAGCAGGUUCUCAGUCGAGGUGCUCCGCCCGGUGUUCAGCGGAUGAUGAUGCCCCAGCACUGCCUCUCCCCUGUCUUCGGCUCUUCUCUGUGUUGGACCCUUCUAUCAUUAAAGACGGGUGGCUCGACUUCCUAAGCUCCAAGAGACUUGUGACACUUGCGAGGGGACUCUCUCCUGCCUAUCUGAGGUUCGGAGGCAAGAGGACAGACUUUCUUCAGUUUCACAAUCUGAAGAAUCUGGCUAAAACCAGAGGGGGCCCGGGUCCAGACUACUACCUGAAGAAUUAUGAAGAUGAUAUUGUGCGGAGUGACAUUGCCCUGGAUAAGCAGAAAGGCUGCAAGCUUGCGAACCAUCCUGACAUCAUGCUGGAGCUGCAGCGAGAGAAAGCAGCUCAGACACAGCUGGUCCUGCUGAAGGAGCAGUUUUCAAACAUCUACAGCAACAUAACAAUAACAGCCAGGUCUUUAGACAAACUCUACAACUUUGCCGACUGUGCUGGACUUCACCUGAUUUUUGGGCUGAACGCCUUGCACCGGAACUCUGAUAACUCCUGGAAUGGAUCCAGUGCUCUCACUUUACUCAAAUACAGUGCUGGGAAGAAAUACAACAUCUCCUGGGAGCUUGGCAAUGAGCCCAACAGUUACCGUUCCAUGGUUUCACACACUCUGAACAGCAGCCAGCUUGCACAAGAUUACUCCCACCUGCGGACUCUGCUGCAGUCUGUGCGGUAUUACAGCCGUGCCAGUCUCUAUGGGCCCAAUAUUGGACGGCCUCGUAAAAACGCCAUUCUGCUACUGGAUGGGUUUAUGAAGAAUGCAGGAUCUGCAGUAGACGCAGUUACAUGGCAACAUUAUUACAUUGAUGGGCGCGUGGCAAAGGUGGCUGAUUUCAUGAAGACCCGGCUGCUGGACACUCUGAGGGAGCAGAUCACCAAGGUGCUGGAGGUGGUGAAGACACAUGCCCCUGAAAAGAAGGUUUGGCUUGGUGGUGUGGGGCCAGCCUGGGCAGGGGGUACCAACAAUCUGUCCGAUACUUAUGCAGCUGGCUUUCUGUGGCUAAACACUCUUGGCAUGUCUGCAAUGGAGGGUAUUGACGUUGUCAUCCGACACUCUUUCUUUGACUAUGGAUACAACCAUCUGGUGGACCAGAAUUUCAACCCCUUGCCCGAUUACUGGCUGUCUUUGCUCUUCAAACGUUUGGUUGGUCCCCGGGUCCUGGCAGUACACGUGGCUGGUCUGCAGAGGAAACCACGUCCUGGCAGAGUAAUCCGAGACAAACUGCGCAUAUAUGCACAUUGCACAAGCUUCCAAAAUCAUAAUUAUGUGCGAGGAUCCAUAACCAUUUACAUCAUUAAUCUGCACCGAUCCCGGAAGAAAAUCAAACUGGCUGGGACCUUGAGGAACAAAACUGUUCAUCAGUACCUCUUGCAGCCUGCUGGGUCAGAGGGUCUUCAGGCCAGGUCUGUGCAGCUGAAUGGGGAGCCCUUGGUCAUGGUGGAUGACGAGACAUUCCCGGAUCUGAAACCACGGACACUUCGGCCAGGCCGGAUGAUAGCCUUGCCACCCAUGGCUAUUGGCUUCUACGUCAUCAAGAAUGUCAAUGCGUAUGCCUGCCGCAGAUAGCCAGCACCCUUUGAGACCUCAGUUGCACCCUGAGACCCACCUUCACACACUGACAAUCAGUGUGCUUCCAACAACAUCAAGGGAGUAUUUCUUUAAUGUGUCAGGAAAAGGCUGAUCUCCUAUAAAAAGGGGUUGCACUGAUUGCCUUUUGAGUAUUUUUGUCUUCCUAUUAUGAUGAGACUCUCCUGGUCUUCAUUUAAGCUUUUAUUUUUGUGUGUUGUUUGAUUUUUAACAUGUCAGGAUAUGUCUUACAAGUUUUCACCCUGUCAUGAGUUGGAUUUGUUGUGAAUCAGUAUAAUAUUUUUUUCACGCAUGGCUCUGUGCAGAAAUGCUGUCCUGGACAUAGGAUAGUCAGGCUCCCACACAACUACUAUGCAAUUUGGUUAAAAAUCAACCAUUAUGUAAAUUAUCUUACUAUAACAGUAUAAAUACAACCUGCACUGCUUCAAAUUCUGUACUACACAGACACACACUAACAUGUUCCAAAACAAACUAUUUUAAUUUCCACCAAAUGCAAAAAAAUACUAUUACUCAAUUUGAGUCUAAUUGGAUAUGUUUGUUUUGGGCAUGAUACAAUGAUACAUGAUACAAGAGCAGACAGCAGAGAAACAGGCAGAAAGUCUAAGGCCUAGAAAUGAUUUGGUCUUGGUAAUACUCUUUGCCCUGAUGUUAUACAGUAAAUUCCAGGGAGUAGUUAGAAAAUAGCCAUAACUUUAGUUAGGUUAAAGGUUUUUAAAAUAGUUCCCACAUCUAUCUCUGAUUAAAGGGUAUUACUAAAAAUACUCGUGCCUCUUUUAAAGAAAAUAUCUUAACUUAUCUAUGGGUCUGCACUGUAUGAGGUUAUCUUAUUUUACAUAUAAUUCUCACACUCAGUCUGUAAAGAGAAUUUGGAGGAAUUUAUUCCAACUUUAAACUUAAACUGACCACAAGACAUGGGGACAGAAAAAAAGGGAGAUAGGCAGAGUUUUAAAAACUGUUCAAAUCCUGUUACACUUUGCUUACAAGGAGACAAAAUAAUGACACCUACAGUAUAAAGCAAUUUCAGAUUGUUGCAAAAGAAAAGACGUUCCGUUUCAUUUAAUUGUUUCUGAUUGCAUUUGUUUUGUUUCUUUUACAGGAAACAUGCUUUAAUAAUCAGAGUUGAGGGACUGGGUGACAACGAAAUGUAGAGUUUCCAAAAGAUAUGGGGGAACCCUUUUGCUCUGUAGGUAAAGACUGAGACACUGGAGGGAAAUUGAGCCAACUGCACAAUUCAGAUGCAAUGUGGUUGUACAUACAGAUCAGACUGAAAAACUGGGAUACUGGGUGUAUCAGUACCAGAAGGCAGAGCUGGGGUACUAGGAGGAAGUAUGGCUCAGCUGUAAGAGUCAAGGCAGCAGGAGCUAGGAGAUGGUUUUCCUGUGCUUUUCAGAACUGCCCUCUCUCUCUGCCCUUAAAAUGCAUUGCUCUUUAAUACCUUAGUUUGACCAAUUCUUUGUUUUCUUUUCUAAUGUUGUAAAUGUUUUUUUCUUAAAUUAUAUUUUCAUGAUGAAAAAGCAGAAAGAAUAUCUAAAUAAAUAUAUUUUAUAUGUUUGUGUUAACCACAACAGCAAAAGGCUACCAACAGAGCUCAGGUAUUUAAGGUCACACAGUAGUCCAGGAGUUCUGAAAUGAGGGCAUUUUAUCACAGCUUUAACUGUUACUUGUCAACAUGCCCAACUCACUGUUGUUUCCUAGACUGGCUAAAUACAUGCAGUCUUUUGUAAUACAGCUGAUGCUACAAAAACAAAAUGUGGCAAAUAUUAAAUAUGUAAAGUCUAAUUCUUAUAUAUAGAUUCUAAACAUAUGAACUGUGUACAUAAAUCAUGGACAGUAUACAAAUCUUUUGCUAUAAUGUUUAUGAAAUGUUUAUUUACAUUUUCUUUGAACUAUAUUAAAUUACAGGUGGCCUAUCUGUAUGUGAGUAAUUGUUAUUCAAAAGGGUUUUCAAAUAAAUCUUUCAAACUUUACAUAAUUGUAUUUUUCCAGUAUUUGUGGUACAGUAGUUUUAGUUUUUUUUAUUUUCACAUUCUUGUUUGCCUGCCUGAUCUGAUUAAAACUAUAAAGCAUUAAAAAGCUGUGAUAAAACAAGUACCUUCAUACAACCAUAGUACAACUAAUAUAGCAGUAAAUCAAUUUUAUGUUCAUUUCUUUUUUUUAAAGUCACAUAACAGGCUAUGUACAUGCAUUUGUGUUAAUGGCAGGUUGUCAAUUUGAUUAUAUUCAUUCUAUAAUAAGUCCUGUCUAAACCUGACAAUCUUGAAAUCUGUUCUGUAGUUGAUGUAUCCUAAAAUAAGAAAAAGUACCCCAAAAUGUGUUUGACUUAAUGAUGCACCUGUAGUCAUAGAACCCUCCUGCUGCACCCCGUUUGAAGAUUAGAGCUUGUCCACCUAACACCUGAGCUGUGCUGGUGUCUGAGCUGCUUUACUGAUACAGGCCUGUGUCCUUUCACUCUGAAUGUGUGUGGAUUGUUUAUUUGAAGUUGUUCAUAUUUUCUUUUGAAAGAACAUUAUUUUAUUUUGAAAAUUUUAUAAGACUGAACACUA